AUGACUCUUCCAAGAUUUGCAUCUGAAGAAGAGAAGAAAGAUCAUGGCUUUGGUUUUGUUAUGCUCGACUGGGUUUUGUUAAAAUCACUUACUAACCCGGACAUAAGUACGGUUGUCGCCGCUGCAGUUCGGCUUGCCUAUGUAGUGCAUCUAUACAAGAACCGUGACUUGAGUUGGGAUGUUGUGCCUAUCUACGUUUGUUCUGUGGUGGAGAUCUCGACCGCACUAGUCGCCUCUAGCAUCCCAACACUCAGAUUGGCAUAUCUGAAAUGUUUCGGAUCAGAGUCACAUAGGAAGAAGAAGAGUCGUACGUCCCAAAGUUAA
This is a messenger RNA of Penicillium malachiteum, 324 nucleotides long. RefSeq lists its product as uncharacterized. The transcript is spliced from 3 exons. The record is from RefSeq and is a predicted model, not a curated record. NCBI's taxonomy places the organism in Eukaryota, Fungi, Ascomycota, Eurotiomycetes, Eurotiales, Aspergillaceae. The coding region runs from base 1 to 324 and encodes 107 amino acids.